ACGACUAUAUGUUAAUUCAAGAGCUCGAGCAGCAAACAAUCUAAUUCAUAUAAAGGCACCAUAAAAUUUCAGUAAGUCUUUCUUAUCUCUUAAUAUUUUUCUAUCUUAAGUAGUUCAUUGAUAGCAAUCGUGCCUUGAUUUCAUUUUGUAACAAGAAUAUUUUGCCUUGAUUGGACUGUUCAAUAUCAAGGUUAUCAAUUUUCCCUUGAGCUAUAGUUUUUUAAUUAUUUGAAAAUGAGAUUUCUGUCUGGUCUAUUUUAUCUCAGUUCUGGUUCAAAUAAGCGACAAGUCCUGCUUUAAUCUUAAAAAGAUCUGCAACCAAACUUGAAAGUGAUAGUAAACACGGCUUGAUCGUGAGCAAUUAAACCUAUUUGGAGCGGUGGCUGAUCAAGUCGACAAGUCGGUUGGCUCGCGUCGAUCCGCGGCUCAUGCUCUAGUCAAACUGCUCUGGGUCAGUGGCAUUUAUUUGCCGAGUUAAUUCCGAUCAGCAUGGGAGUCAACGAGGAUUUCGACGCAAUGCUCCACGACAUCGGAGCUUGCGGCCUUUACCAAAUCCGACAGUACACCCUUGUCGCAUUUGCCAUAAUGUUUAGCGCGGUCAGCAGCAUCGGAUUCGUCUUCACUGCCGCUAUAGUGCCUCACAGGUACAAUUUCAUAUUUUUCUUUGCUUCAAUAUUUCAUUUGAGCGAAAGGUGCCUGAUCGGAGCUUGCGGGGACGAGAGCGAAACGUCACCGUUUACGCCUGAUUGGCUGUCUGAGGCUGUUCCUUUCAAAUCGAACGGGCAGCCGGAAUCGUGUCUUAUGUUCCAAGGCUUGAACGCCACAAUUUGUGAAUUUGAGAGAAAUGUCCAGGAGAGAUGCUACUCUUGGGUUAUGGAUGGUCCAGAGCGCACUAUACAGACUGAAUUUUCAUUGAUGUGUCCUGAAAAUGAAUGGAAACUCGCAUUAGUCGGCACACUGAACAAUUUGGGUGUUUUGAUCGGACUGCCCAUUUCUGGAUUUAUUUCCGAUCGGUAUGGCAGGAAAACAGCGCUUGUGAUUGCCCUGGUGUCUGCUGGAAUUUUCGGCUUGCUCAAAACAGCAGCUACUUCUUACAUAUUUUUCGUGAUCUUAGAAAUGAUGGAACCUAUGUUUGGAGGAAAUAUCUACGGAAUCAGUUUCAUAUUAGCUCUCGAGAUGGUCACUCCUAAUAAAAGGGUAGUGGGAAACAUGGUGAUCGUUUUCGCUUAUUCCGUAGGAAAUGCACUCAUGGGUCUCAUCGCCUGGGCUGCCAGAGACUGGCGAGUGAUUUUGUGGGCCACAAAUGCACCCGCCUUACUUUUCGUCCUUUACAUCUGGGUGCUGCCCGAGUCUGUGCGGUGGCUUAUGUCGAGGGGAAGACUGGGGGACGCGAAAAAAGUGGUCGAAUUCGCUGCAAAAUUAAACAAGGCAGAUCUUGAUAAGGAGAGUAUGAAAGACUGGCAGAACGGACAACUCGACAGAGUGGAUACUGACGCCACAGGCAAGGGUGAUAAUCUCUGGUCUUCUUUGCGGCAGGUGACAAAAAGUGGUGUUUUGCUUCUCAGACUUGCCCUUUGCUCGUUUUGCUGGGCGUCAGUGACGCUCGUUUAUUACGGUUUGUCUCUCAACUCCGUCUCGCUGGGUGGGACGGAAAACCAGUACCUGAACUUCAUUUUAACGAGCCUGGUGGAGGCACCCUCGUACUUGAUCACAUGGCAGUGCAUGAACAGACUAGGUCGCAGGAGAACCUUGUGCCUCACGUUCGUCGCGAGCGGCAUCGCGUGCUUCGUAAAUCCGUUUGUGCCCGACAACGCAGGUGCAGCUCGAUUGCCAUUGUACCUGUUUGGCAAAUUUGCAAUAACCGGUGCAUUUGACACGGUUUACGUUUUCACGGCCGAAAUCUUCCCGACAAAGCUGCGAAACUCGCUGCUUGGCACGUGCUCGAUGGUGGGCCGCAUUGGUUCCAUGCUGGCACCGCAGACACCUUUACUUACGAAAUUCUCCAAAUUUUUGCCACUCGCUUUGUUUGGAGUGGUCGCCCUGGUUGCUGGCGCCCUGGCACUAUUUCUGCCUGAAAGCAAGGGGACGUCGCUUCCGGUGACAAUUAAGGAGGCAGAGGAGAUAUCCAAGCAGCGCAAAAAGCUGAGACAAAACCAAGAGGACAUCCAAUCGGACCAGGAAGCAACGAAUCAAAUAAUUUAAUCAUUUGUUUUACUGACAAAACGUUGUUUUUUACCUUUCUGUACAAAUUGGAUUCCUUUCUUGCACUUUUUCAUUUAGUCACAUGCAACAAAUUUUAAACUUUUAAGUGAAUGAUGCUGCCAGUGUACAAUUUCCAAGGAAUAAAAAAACUUAUUUUGAGUACCAUGAGAAUUUCUUGCAUUCAUUAUUU
This is a messenger RNA of Cloeon dipterum, 2392 nucleotides long. Its product is annotated as organic cation transporter protein-like. Bases 490 to 2202 code for a protein of 570 amino acids. Lineage: Eukaryota; Metazoa; Arthropoda; Insecta; Ephemeroptera; Baetidae. Gene Ontology annotation, biological process: transmembrane transport. The transcript is spliced from 9 exons. Gene Ontology annotation, molecular function: transmembrane transporter activity. Gene Ontology annotation, cellular component: membrane. The record is from RefSeq and is a predicted model, not a curated record.